UGCAGAAUGCAGACCCCUCCUUGAAGUUUGGAAACCCCCUUUUGUGGUUUUUAUGCUUAAAAGCUCUGUAUAACUGCAGGUCGGGGCUGACAUCUUGACACUGCCUGCGUGUGUGUGAGGACAGCAGUCUCUGCUGGGAAUAAAGGCUCAUAAAAAUUUGAAUUCCGUGAGUGGUCUCGAUUCUUGAAUAUCUCACACCACAACAAAUAAGAGCCACUGGAGCUGAGCUCAGGAAGCCGACCUGGAACAACCUGCCUGGGUGAUUCUGAUGCUGCAGACAGCCUGCAAAGCUCACUUGGAGAGACAGGAGAUGGGCCUUAAAGAGGCCUCUCCGAUUCUGAUGGAGAAGCAGGCCAAACAGCUCCUGAGAUCCCGGAGACAGGACAGACCAAGCAAACCCGGAUUCCCUGAUGAGCCGAUGCGGGAGUACAUGCACUACCUGCUUGCCCUAGAGCACCGCGCUGAAGAGCAGUUCCUGGAGCACUGGCUGAACCCCCACUGCAAGCCCCACUGUGACAGGAACAUUGUCCAUCCCGUGUAAGGAGCUCAGAUCAGCCUUGCAAGUGGUUUGAUGGACAGCAACCUUGAUAAUGUCAAAACAGGAUGAAGCUUCUUUCAUUUGCUCUUAAACUGCAGAAAUGGAUGUCUUCAGCCUUGUGAACUAUGGGUGUGGCAAAGGCUGCCUUGAGGAUUGAUGACAAAUCUAGAUGCUGCUUCAUUUUACUAACCUGCAUACAUCAUGGAAACCAAUAGCCUAAUGUCUAGACCCCACAAGGGCCUUUCUAUCAUUACAAGGGUGGGCAGAGCCAGAAUCUUAUCUGGCACUGAUGGAGCUGGGACCCUCAGAUCACGAGUUGGGGCAGGCUGCCUGUCCUCAGGAAUGUAGAAAAGUUCUGUUCAGAGGAGUGACACCC
This is a messenger RNA of Tupaia belangeri chinensis (Chinese tree shrew), 914 nucleotides long. It is a transcript of the gene CUNH17orf67, whose product is annotated as chromosome unknown C17orf67 homolog. NCBI's taxonomy places the organism in Eukaryota, Metazoa, Chordata, Mammalia, Scandentia, Tupaiidae. The transcript is spliced from 5 exons. The record is from RefSeq and is a predicted model, not a curated record. The coding region runs from base 269 to 541 and encodes 90 amino acids.